GAGGCUGAAACCUGCGUGAACCCAGUCGGUAGUCUUGUUCUGCAGCGUCCUCUCCGUCGGCACCACUAAUAGGCCAGCAUCAAGACUGCUUAGAAAAAUGGAAGGUAAUGGCUCCAUCGACAUGUUCUCAGAAGUCCUAGAGAACCAGUUCCUCCAGGCCGCUAAGCUCGUGGAAAGUCACCUGGACUCAGAAAUUCAGAAGCUGGAUCAGAUCGGUGAAGAUGAGCUCGAACUCCUCAAAGAGAAGAGACUGGCGGCACUCAGAAAGGCCCAGCAGCAGAAACAAGAAUGGCUUUCUAAAGGACAUGGGGAGUACAGAGAAGUUGCCAGCGAGAGAGACUUUUUUCAAGAAGUCAAGGAGAGUGAAAAAGUGGUUUGCCAUUUCUACAGAGACACCACAUUCAGGUGUAAAAUACUAGACAGACAUUUGGCAACACUGGCCAAAAAACAUCUUGAAACCAAGUUUUUGAAGCUGAAUGUGGAAAAGGCGCCAUUCCUCUGUGAGAGACUGCGGAUCAAAGUCAUCCCAACACUGGCUCUCCUGAGGGAUGGCAAGACACAAGAUUAUGUUGUCGGCUUCACUGACCUAGGAAACACAGACGACUUCACCACGGAGACUUUAGAGUGGAGACUUGGUUGUUCUGAUGUUAUCAAUUACAGUGGAAAUUUAAUGGAGCCACCAUUUCAGAGCCAAAAGAAAUUUGGGACAAACUUCACAAAGCUGGAAAAGAAAACUAUCCGAGGAAAGAAAUACGAUUCUGAUUCUGAUGAUGACUAGACUGUGCUGUAUUUGUAAAGCAUCUGUUUGUUUA
Molecule: messenger RNA, 812 nt
Organism: Arvicola amphibius (Eurasian water vole)
Lineage: Eukaryota; Metazoa; Chordata; Mammalia; Rodentia; Cricetidae
Product: thioredoxin domain-containing protein 9
Exons: 2
Coding region: 98-778 (226 amino acids)
Biological process (GO): microtubule cytoskeleton organization
Cellular component (GO): cytoplasm
Source: RefSeq, a predicted model, not a curated record